CAUCCUCACUCUCCCUUCACCUCUCACACUCUCUCUUCUCUCUCUCUCAAAACCCUUACACAAACGCUGCGUUUAGUGUAAGAAAAUCAAUCAUGUCUCUUACAGUAGAGAAAACCCAAGCUGGCCGUGAAUACAAGGUUAGGGAUCUUUCCCAAGCCGAUUUCGGCCGACUCGAGAUCGAGUUGGCCGAAAUCGAGAUGCCCGGACUCAUGUCCUGCCGAACUGAGUUCGGACCAUCCCAACCCUUCAAAGGUGCCAGAAUCACCGGAUCUCUUCACAUGACCAUCCAAACCGCCGUCCUCAUCGAAACCCUAACCGCCUUAGGUGCUGAAGUCCGUUGGUGUUCCUGCAACAUUUUCUCAACUCAAGACCACGCCGCCGCCGCCAUCGCUCGUGACAGCGCCGCCGUUUUCGCCUGGAAGGGUGAGACUCUUCAAGAGUACUGGUGGUGUACUGAACGUGCUCUUGACUGGGGUCCAGGUGGUGGUCCUGAUUUGAUUGUUGAUGAUGGUGGUGAUGCUACUUUGUUGAUCCAUGAAGGUGUUAAGGCUGAAGAGCUUUAUGAGAAAACUGGUGAGGUUCCUGAUCCAAGUUCUACUGAUAACGCUGAGUUUCAGCUUGUGCUUACUAUCAUUAGAGAUGGGUUGAAGACUGAUCCUAAGAGGUAUCGUAAGAUGAAGGAUAGACUUGUUGGUGUUUCUGAAGAGACUACUACUGGUGUUAAGAGGCUUUAUCAGAUGCAAGCUAGUGGAACUCUUUUGUUCCCUGCUAUUAAUGUCAAUGACUCUGUUACCAAGAGCAAGUUUGACAACUUGUAUGGAUGCCGUCACUCUCUUCCUGAUGGUUUGAUGAGGGCUACGGAUGUUAUGAUUGCUGGAAAGGUGGGUGUUGUCGCUGGAUAUGGAGAUGUUGGAAAGGGUUGUGCUGUUGCCCUGAAGCAAGCUGGAGCUCGUGUGAUUGUUACUGAAAUUGAUCCAAUCUGUGCCCUUCAGGCUCUCAUGGAAGGUUUCCAGGUUCUGACUCUUGAUGAUGUUGUCUCUUAUGCUGACAUCUUUGUUACCACCACCGGUAACAAGGACAUCAUCAUGGUUGAUGACAUGAGGAAAAUGAAAAACAAUGCCAUUGUUUGCAACAUUGGUCACUUUGACAAUGAAAUUGAUAUGUCUGGACUUGAGAACUACCCUGGUGUGAAGCGCGUCACCAUCAAGCCUCAAACCGACAGGUGGGUUUUCCCCGAGACCAACACCGGCAUCAUUGUCUUGGCCGAGGGUCGUUUGAUGAACUUGGGUUGUGCUACUGGACACCCUAGUUUUGUGAUGUCCUGCUCCUUCACCAACCAGGUCAUUGCUCAGCUUGAGUUGUGGAAUGAGAGGAAAUCUGGAAAGUAUGAGAAGAAGGUUUACGUUUUGCCUAAACAUCUUGAUGAGAAGGUCGCGGCACUUCAUCUUGGCAAGCUUGGAGCUAAACUCACCAAGCUUUCCCAAUCACAGGCUGAUUACAUCAGUGUGCCAGUUGAGGGUCCAUACAAGCCUGCUCACUACAGGUACUGAGAGAUGAUCAAGGUGGUGAUUAGAGGUCGAGGGAAAAAGGAAAUGUGUUUUAUGAAAUGGAUUGAUUUUUCAUUUUCAUUUUCCUUGUUUGAUUUUUUGGAAUUAGACUUUUUCAGAAUUGUGGUAGAGUAGGUUUUUGUAAUGUUAACAGUGGGUGGGGAAUGGUAAGAGGAAGGCAACCUACUGGUUUCUUGAAUGAGACCAAAUGGGUUUGAAUAAUGCCUUGUUUGGGGAUUGUGUGUCAAUUAUGCUGAAUUUGAGUUUCUGUAGACCUUUAAUGUUUGAAAAAAUGAGAAAAUUAUUUUCUUGCA
Medicago truncatula (barrel medic) is the source of this 1861-nucleotide messenger RNA. RefSeq names its product adenosylhomocysteinase. Gene Ontology annotation, biological process: L-methionine cycle. The transcript has 2 exons. Gene Ontology annotation, molecular function: adenosylhomocysteinase activity. Lineage: Eukaryota; Viridiplantae; Streptophyta; Magnoliopsida; Fabales; Fabaceae. Gene Ontology annotation, cellular component: cytosol. The record is from RefSeq and is a predicted model, not a curated record. The coding region runs from base 93 to 1550 and encodes 485 amino acids.